AUGGAGCUGGGAAAUGGCACACGGGUGAAAGAAUUUAUUUUCCUCGGCCUGACCCAGAUUCAAGAACUUAGCGUGGUCCUAUUUCUCUUCCUCCUUUUGGUGUACGUCACCACUCUGCUGGGAAACCUCCUCAUCAUGGUCACGGUGACCUGGGACUCUCGCCUUCACACCCCCAUGUACUUUUUGCUCCGGAAUUUAUCUGUUGCCGACAUCUGCUUUUCCUCCAUCACCGCCCCCAAGGUCCUGGCAGACCUUCUGUCCCAGAGAAAGGCCAUCUCCUUCAAUGGCUGCUUCACCCAGAUGUUUUUCUUUCAUCUUAUUGGAGGGGUGGAUGUAUUUUCUUUGUCACUGAUGGCACUGGAUCGGUACGUGGCCAUCUCCAAGCCCCUGCACUACGUGACCAUCAUGAGUCGGGGGCGGUGCACUGCCCUCAUCAUGGCCUCCUGGGCGGGGGGCUUCAUCCACUCCAUCGUGCAGAUCUCCCUGCUGCUCCCCCUCCCCUUCUGCGGACCCAACGUCCUGGACACUUUCUACUGUGACAUCCCCCAGGUGCUCACACUCGCCUGCACGGACACCUCCUUUCUGGAGCUCCUGAUGAUUUCCAACAGCGGACUGCUCACCACCCUGUGGUUCGUCUUCCUCCUUGUAUCGUACAUGGUCAUAUUAUUACUAAUAAGGUCUCAGGCCGGGGAGGGCAGGGGGAAAGCCAUCUCCACCUGCACCGCCCACAUCACGGUGGUCACCCUUCACUUCGUGCCGUGCAUCUACGUCUAUGCCCGGCCCUUCUCCGCCCUCCCCAUGGACAGAGCUGUCUCCAUCAACCUCACUGUCAUCAUUCCUGUCCUGAACCCCAUGAUCUACACCCUGAGGAACCAGGAGAUGAAGGCAGCCAUGAAAAGACUAAGGAGAAGUUUCAUGCUGUUUGAAAAGGGACAGUCUCCUUAUAGGCAGUGGGCCAAGAUGCAAGUACAUGUUUAA
Budorcas taxicolor (takin) is the source of this 978-nucleotide messenger RNA. RefSeq names its product olfactory receptor 4D11-like. The transcript has a single exon. The record is from RefSeq and is a predicted model, not a curated record. Lineage: Eukaryota; Metazoa; Chordata; Mammalia; Artiodactyla; Bovidae. Gene Ontology annotation, biological process: G protein-coupled receptor signaling pathway. The coding region runs from base 1 to 978 and encodes 325 amino acids. Gene Ontology annotation, cellular component: membrane. Gene Ontology annotation, molecular function: G protein-coupled receptor activity; olfactory receptor activity.